Notothenia coriiceps (black rockcod) is the source of this 1537-nucleotide messenger RNA. RefSeq names its product growth/differentiation factor 5. Gene Ontology annotation, molecular function: growth factor activity; cytokine activity. Gene Ontology annotation, cellular component: extracellular region. The record is from RefSeq and is a predicted model, not a curated record. The transcript is spliced from 2 exons. Lineage: Eukaryota; Metazoa; Chordata; Actinopteri; Perciformes; Nototheniidae. The coding region runs from base 1 to 969 and encodes 322 amino acids.
AUGGGAAAUGAGCGAGGGCCCCAGCUGAGACGUCAGAGGUAUCACUUCAACGUCAGCUCUCUGGAUCGAGACGGGCUCCUGGGGGCCGAGCUACGCAUCCUGAGGAAGCGCCUGUCUGACCCCCGCAGGGCCUCCAUGGGAUCCCAGGCCGCUGAGGGAGGGGGUGGAGGAGCAUCGUCCCCGUGCCUGAAGCUGUACACCUGCGCAUCAGGUAAACAGCCGGCCGUCCUGCUGCAGACCAAGACCUCGGACGACCUGCUCGGCGGAGGCGCGUUCAGCAGCAAGUGGGAAGUGUUCGACGGCUGGAAAGUCUUCAAGGGCUUCAAAACCCAGCAGAACCAGCACUCCCAGCAGCUGUGCUUUGACCUGGAGGCCCUGGAGCAUCGAGGCGGUCGCCCCUUGGACCUGCGCUCGCUCGGAUUUGCCCGACCCGGAAGGACCAACAAGGAAAAGGCCUUCUUCCUGGCGUUUGGCAAAAGCAAGAAGCGAGAUCUCUUCUACAACGAGAUCAAAGCGCGGUCGGGCCACGACAACAAAACCGUCUACGAGUACUUGGUUACGCAGCGGAGAAUGCGCCGAGCUCCCGCUUCAAGGGGGGCUAAGAAACCCGUGCAUACCCUCCCUCAGAGCCAGCUGGUGAAGCCGCAGACGAGGCCGCGAUGCCACCGGAGACGACUCCACGUGAACUUUAAAGAGAUGGGCUGGGACGACUGGAUCAUCGCGCCGCUGGAGUACGAGGCCUUUCACUGCGACGGCGUCUGCGACUUCCCCAUCCGCUCGCACCUGGAACCCACCAACCACGCCAUCAUUCAGACCCUCAUGAACUCCAUGGACCCCGAGUCCACGCCGCCGACCUGCUGCGUCCCGACACGACUCAGCCCGAUCAGCAUACUCUACAUCGACUCGGCUAAUAACGUCGUCUACAAACAGUACGAGGACAUGGUGGUGGAGACGUGUGGCUGCAGGUAGCAAAGACUGUGGAGGAUGAUAGAGAGGUCUGAUCGUACCUAACGUUGGACUGUAUACACUGAGAAAACACUUUCCUUAUCACCAAUUCUCUGCUAUGCAACAGACAUAACUCAGACUCAAGUGGACUAUCAGACUGCAUACCAAAGACAGCUCAGACUGUUCAAGACUAAACAGAGAGAGAGGAACUCAUGGAGGUGAUGCUCUUUAACACCCAUCCAGUAAAACUUGUGUACUUUUGUUGCAUCUGAGAGACGCCAAAAACAACCGCAGACACUUUUUGGAUUUGCUCUCAUAUUGGGCUCCAACUGCUUUUGUUGUUCAGAUGUAUAUCUAUGUUCUGAUUGGUGUACAAAGUCUGCGUGUAACGGAAAUGCUAAUGAAAUAUGAGUUAUACUUAGAAAUGCCCUUUCUUCCAGCACUUAUUUGCCAGUGUGCCUUUUUCCCAUUCACAUGAACAAUGAGGAGUAUUUUUAUGUGUCUUAUCCGAGACUUUUUCUACGAAGCAUGUAAAGAAUUUCUGAUGUAUAAAUACAGGCCAGUGAUGAAGUGCUAAUCUGACCUGCUCCAA